Molecule: messenger RNA, 2371 nt
Organism: Galleria mellonella (greater wax moth)
Lineage: Eukaryota; Metazoa; Arthropoda; Insecta; Lepidoptera; Pyralidae
Gene: Trxr1
Product: thioredoxin reductase 1, mitochondrial
Exons: 9
Coding region: 197-1744 (515 amino acids)
Biological process (GO): cell redox homeostasis; cellular response to oxidative stress; glutathione metabolic process
Cellular component (GO): mitochondrion; cytosol
Molecular function (GO): flavin adenine dinucleotide binding; thioredoxin-disulfide reductase (NADPH) activity; glutathione-disulfide reductase (NADPH) activity
Source: RefSeq, a predicted model, not a curated record
UACGCGGCGGGUUGACUAUCUCUUUCGCACAACUCGUAUUGCUACAAAAGUGAUUUGAUGAACUCAAUUUUUCAAGAGUAGUUGUUCGGUACGCGAGUCUUUCGGUAGUGUCGGCUUGUGUUAUUUAGUUAUACUAUACAAGUGUAUACCAGUGUUGUAUAAUUCUAAGUGAAUUCUGUAAAUAAAAAGUUAGAAAAUGCCACCUAUAGGCGGCUGGAUCUGUUGUAGCCGUAAGAGCAAGUCAGUAGCUCCCAUAGACAAUUCGGAGACAGAUGGAGUAUUUGACUAUGACCUAGCGGUCAUUGGUGGUGGGUCCGGCGGUCUUGCGUGUGCGAAAGAGGCCGUGAACCAUGGCGCACGCGUUGUGGUGUUGGACUAUGUCACACCCUCGCCACAAGGCACUAAAUGGGGACUUGGUGGUACGUGUGUGAAUGUAGGGUGUAUACCCAAGAAGUUGAUGCACCAGGCAGCAUUACUCGGCGAGAGCAUACAUGAAGCCGUUUCUUACGGCUGGCAAGUGCCUUCAUUGGACGCCGUGAAGAUAGACUGGUCAGCGCUCACACAGUCCGUACAAAACCACAUUAAAUCUGUCAAUUGGGUGACCAGAGUCGAUCUCAGAGACAAGAAGAUAGAAUACGUAAAUGGCCUGGGAGAGUUCAAGGACCCACACACGGUUGUGGCGACGUUGAAGAAUGGAUCCAAAAAGGAGUUGACGGCGAAGAAUAUAGUUAUAGCAGUCGGUGGCAGGCCCCACUACCCGGAUAUUCCGGGCGCACUCGAGUACUGCAUCACCAGUGAUGACAUAUUCAGUUUAAGUAACCCGCCCGGGAAGACAUUGGUCGUAGGAGCUGGAUAUAUCGGUUUAGAAUGCGCCGGUUUCCUCAACUCGCUGGGGUACCCGGCGACGGUACUGAUUCGAUCGGUCCCCCUCCGUGGCUUCGACCAGCAGAUGGCGAACAUAAUCACCAACGAGAUGGAGGAGAAGGGAAUCAAACUGCACCACCGGUGCAUCCCGCUGUCGGUGGAGAAACUCGAGUCUGGACAAUUGAAGGCGCGCUGGACAAACACGGAAACAAAGGAACAAUUUGAGGACGUAUUCGACACGGUGCUCAUAGCGACGGGUCGUUACGCGCUCACUAAGCAAUUGAAUCUGCCAGCGGCGGGAAUCAAUACUGUGUCAGAGAAUGGUAAGAUCGUGGCGGCGACCGAACAAACCAACGUGCCGCACAUCUACGCGGUGGGCGACGUGCUGGAGGGCCGGCCUGAGCUGACCCCGGUGGCGAUCCACGCGGGCCGGCUGCUCGCCAGGCGGAUAUUCGGCGGCGCCACCCAGCAGAUGGACUACGACAACGUCGCCACCACAGUCUUCACGCCACUCGAGUACGGGUGCGUGGGACUCAGCGAGGAGACCGCUAUACAAAGACACGGCACGGACAAUAUCGAGGUGUACCACGCGUUCUACAAGCCAACGGAGUUCUUCAUCCCGCAGCGGAACAUCCGCAACUGUUACCUGAAAGCGGUCGCGUUGCGCGAGGCGCCCCAGCGUAUACUGGGCCUCCACUUCGUGGGCCCGGUCGCCGGAGAGGUCAUACAGGGCUUCGCUGCUGCAAUUAAAUGCAACAUCACGAUGGAGCAGCUAAAGAACACAGUGGGCAUCCACCCGACGGUGGCGGAGGAGUUCACGCGGCUCAACAUCACCAAGCGCUCCGGCAAGGACCCCAAUCCCGCCUCUUGCUGCAGCUAAACACCACGCGCGGACACACGUGCGUUUCACGAUGCCUUCACACUACUAAAUAAAAUUGGUCUUAACUCCCUUCACGAUAUGGUUUAAUUUUAAAUGUCAACAAUGACUUUAUCAUUUGAUCAGUGGAUUUACUUUCCUGACUCUACUACGGACGAGACGAUAUUAUUAUCCAGGCGGCCCGGUAUAGUGUUUUUUUUUAUUUCGAAUUUUACUUCUCAUUCUUUGCAUUUUUCUCGUAUUUGUUGACGUUUAAAAUAAAAUACUAAUAUCAAUGUAGUUAAAUUGUAUACGUAAUCUGAUGGAGUGAUCGUAUCGUGAGACGCUGUCCUACGCUCUGUUGGUAUACGACACUCGUUUCAUGCAAUAUAGACGGACGUAUAGAUACAGUAAUGUAUAGAUUACCCUAUUACGUAACUAACAUGUCGUGAAUUUACUGGGUACAGAGGAAUAACAUGCGUUGCCAUUCCUGAGUCCUCUGGAAUGGCAACGCAUGGGGGGUAUCAUGGGCGAAACAGUAUACUCUGUUAUGUCCAUGGUACUGCUCAUGUCUAUAGGCGACGGUUACCACUUUCCAUCAAGUGGGUCAUCAGCUUGUUUGCCAUUCUAAGUUGUAUAAAAAAAUAAAAA